Zasmidium cellare ATCC 36951 is the source of this 3381-nucleotide messenger RNA. RefSeq lists its product as uncharacterized. The record is from RefSeq and is a predicted model, not a curated record. The transcript is spliced from 7 exons. Lineage: Eukaryota; Fungi; Ascomycota; Dothideomycetes; Mycosphaerellales; Mycosphaerellaceae. The coding region runs from base 1 to 3381 and encodes 1126 amino acids.
AUGGCCCGCGAAACCCGCAGCAAGGCCAAAUCACAAGAGAAGGGCGCUGAGCCGGCCCAGGCAGGUCAGGACACAGGCCGGCCAAAACAGCAAGCUCAAGGCUCCAAGAAGCCCGUGCCAAAGAAGCGCGGUGCAGACGAGCAGGUGACCGAGCCAGAGACAGAGCCGGCACCAAAGAAGAGGGGAAAGAAGAGACAGAAGGUGGAUGUUGACGCCGCUGUGGAUGAGGAGAACAGCAAGGGGCGUGAUAAAGUCGAUGCGGCCCCAGAUAGUCCAGAGGAUGCUCAGUCAAAAGAGCUCCCUGACGACGAGGAUGCCGUUGGCGACGAAGUCGUCCAUGAUCCGGAGGGAGAGGCCUUGGAAGAUGUCCUGGGCAAAGAAGGCGACGACGACGACGACGACGACGACGCUGAUUACCAGCCACCAGCCUCGCCGCAGACGGCUUCGAAGGACAAGGUGGUGGUCAAGAAGCCUCAGCCCGUGGAAAAGAAGGCUGGUCAGCGUCGAUCAGUAAAGUUGAAGCACGACCCGGAUGCGUACAAGCAUCUUAACCUUGGGCCGAAAGAGGCACCAAAGUUCACCGAGCAGAAGCGGGCUCUCUACCUGCAAGUGUUUGAGGACCGCACGCGGCACAUCAUCAAGGAGCGACACGAUGCUGCCAAUGAUAAAAGUGUCCCUAAUUCGCCGGACUUCCCAAUGGGGAAGAAGAUGAGAGAUGCAUGGUGUAGCAUGACCCAGCAGCAAAUAUGGGAAGAGAUUCGCGAUGCCACCACUGAAGACGUAAGGGCCGUCAUGGGUGGUAGCGUCCUCCGCGAGUGCGAGUUUACCGACUUGCCUGCCCCGACAAGUCAGGAAUUGGACUCCUGGCUGAUAUAUGCCGACCUGGUGCGGGACCCCCAGAAGUGCUCUUUUAUGUAUACUGGCAGUGGUACUGCUGGAGAAGAACUGGGCCAUGGCGGCGACCGUACUCGAGGGUAUAACAACGUCAAGCGCCGCGCCGAUAGAGGAGAAGACGUCACGUCGAAGACGUCCAAGAGUGCCCAUUUGCUAAAGGGCACGACGGAAGGAAACACAAUGGAUCUGAGGGUCCUUUCGACGUGGAAUCCCAGGUCCAAGAGAACCCGUCUUGUCGUCGUCCUGAUGGCUGAGGGCAUCUGGAUAGACUUCCUUGAGUCUUAUGACAGGACAUACAAAGGGUCUGGGUCAAACCCCUGCCAUACUGCAGACAUGCUCGAGGCAUCCAGGCACGCGGUGCCAAAAGAGGUGUUUCCGUGGCAGGGUCUAAAUCACGCCAGCCCGUUCCGACAAGGCGUUCGUGGUGAUUCUUCCAUUGCUCGAUGGGUUCGCGCCAAUGGUGAAAACUGCUGGUGCUGCGAGCAGCAUGUGCCAGUGGAGCGAAAGGCUAGAAGGAUCAACUGGUACGGCACACCAGAUUCCAUGGAGAAGCCGGAUACUUGUGUGUGUGAAGGAUGUUACACAUUUUGGAGGACAUAUCGAGAGGCUUGUCUCGCCGGCGAGACAAGCCUCAGCCGUGAGGACGCCAUCGCAAGACGUCGCAAACUUGCGAAGAUGACCCCCAGGGAAAGGGGACAGUUUCUCGCGACUGAGAGGACUGGCGUGAGUCCAGAGGAAAAGUUCGAGCAGCUGCAGCACCAGGAUUUCAAGUGCCCCCUUUGCCAGCAUCGACAGGUCAGUGAUCGCUGGUAUACAGAUGCUGAGACCGGCGCCGAUCCGGACAAGGUUACGUGGGUAGCGAACCCUGUCCUUUCGAUGAGAUCUGAGGUUCUGGCAACUGUCAAAGACGAGUACAAGUCAGUGGCCUUGGCAUGCGAGCCUUGUCGUACCAGCUUGGAGAAGGUUGCACCUUAUCCUCAACUUACCGAGAAGGACUUCAGCGAUUUUGCUCUCCACCGAGAGAACGUAUCGCGUGUCAGGCAGGAGAUAGCCAAAGAGAAGGGCGUGAAACCUAGCGAGGUUAACGCGCGAGAGAUAAGCAAGUGGCCGGUCACCAAGGUGAUUCUGGAGUGGGCUAGGGACCACGACUGGCGAUGCGCUUGUUGCAAGGUGCAGAUGGUUUGGAACUGGGAUGUUCCGUUGUCGAGGUUAUUUCGUGUACACGAUGGCUCCAAAUUGGGGUUUGCGGGUUCGGUGGAGACGUAUAUCUGCGGAGGCUGCGAGGCAGCCUUGGGCAACUUCAAGGCCAGGAAGAAGUCGAGCCAGUUCAAUGCUUCGGAGUUCAUUAAGGCGCGUCGCCUGAGAAUCGGCACUUUGGACGACUUCCCACAGGAAUGCCCUAACGCGCGACCGUUGUGUCGUGGAUGCGUGCCAGGCGCAACCGUUGUGUUGUUGAUGCCUGGUCUUAGGAGGAUAACAAGGUGCGUGUGGUGGGAUAGUUCCGAGCGGGCGAACACGACCAAGAAUCGCCCGACAACUCCAAGACGCCCAUCGCCCGCCGACGGUCUCCAUUCAACAGCGUCGCCACGGCAGGGCGAACACGACCAAGAAUCUCAACCACCACCCUGUCUGCUGUUGUUCUUAUCGGAAAUGCUUCAGAGAUCAACUGGCCGAAGUCCGGAGAUGCGAGGAAGGGAUCUUGACGGCAUUGCACGUCGACGAUGUCGCACAAGAUCGCCAGAGAACUCCAGAACGCAAGAUGCUUUGGAUGCCCUGGAUGCCCAACCAGGGCAAAGCAGAUGUCAGCUUGAACCAAGAAAGCGCAAAGCGAGAGCCGGUUGCCGGGUCAACAGAGGCCACAACAUCAAACACGGAACUUGCGAACAUGACAAGAUCGAACCUACCUCCUACGAUACCAGGAACUCCAACGUCGUUACCCAUCACAAAUACACGCUGGGGAUACGACGAGGCGAGACUACAAGCAAUGGCGUCUUCGCGUCGCUCGAAUCGACACCAUUUGAUGCGAUUCUACAUUCGUCGAGAUGUGCAAAGGUUCGACGUACCUCUGAUCAGGGCGAGGUCUUACGCAAGCAGAUCGAGCUCGUCAUCCGGCAACACCAGGUCUGUGACAAGUCCUUCACCGAGUACACAACGCUCUACGAGAAGCGCACUACCAAGAGAGCUCACCCGACCAUCGACACCCAUCAUCCGCCACCCCCAUGGUUAUCGCCAGCGUCGCAAAGCCAUUCAACGACCCUCCACCGCGCCAGCAAUCUCGUAUCAACAAAGAUACCACUGGCCAGUCAACCCGUCAUACAAAUUGACGGAAACGCCCCAAUGCUGAGAGUUCUACUCGAAACUCUUCCCUCAACAACGCACCGCACCUCAAGAAUGAUGGGCGUCUGGGGCCUCGGACUCUUCGAGUCUGAUCAUGACUUCGAUAUUAUCGACGACCUGAACAGCGAGGCCGGACUGGACAAGCUCUAG